CUCACUGCUCCAAUAAACUGGGUUCUAGGAAAUAAUUUCCCGCCGCGCGCUCGGCGUUCCCGGAAGUAGUUUACCAGUUCCGGGUGGUUGUCAGUGACGCUCUCGAGCGGUCGCCUGGGCUGCCUGAGAUGUCGACUAUUUACUUCUGGCCAGCGGGUCAGGCCCUUGCAGCAUCCGCGCCAUAGACGGAGAUUGGAUUAGAAGACCGGUUUAUUCUUAGAAUCUUCUGAAAUAAAAUUAGAAUGGAUGCAUUACAGGAAUAUUCCCAUAAUUCAUUUGACCUGCAGUGUCUGUUAAAUUCAUUUCCUGGAGAUUUGGAGUUUAAGCAGAUCUUCAGUGACAUUGGGGAACAGAUGGAGCAAAAUGCUGCAAGUAUAGAACAUUGCAUUGAAGAAAUACAGUGUGAAGUAAACAAGCUCUGUCCAGAUGUGCAGCUGCAAACAAGAAGUGACUGCUUUCAAUGGCUAACUAGUUAUGAUUAUAAUUUAUCUAAGUCACCAUCCAUUUCCCAUGGAGAUUUAAUAAACUUCCUCAAAACAAUGAAAGACGUAUUGAAUAACGAAGAAAACCAUGAAGAAAUGAUUCUGGAUUUACUCUGGGACCUCUCCUGUCAAAGCAGCAUCUCGUUCCUGUCUUUUCUGGGCGGCACAGCCUUCUGUCACCUCUCCAGGACUUCUAUACAUUCUGUUGAAGAUUUCUCCUCUGUGGAUGUAAAGUCUGUUUGGGAUGAUGUAAGAUUACAUCUUCGACGAUUCUUAGUAAACAGGUUAGAAAGAUAUAAUGAGUUAAACAAUUCACAGCAAAAAACUGAACUGAAAAAUCAAUGUCUGAAGCAAUUCCUCCUGCUCUACUCAGAAUCAGAAGUGCUUGUCAAGUACCAAAGCAUCCAGAAGAGACUGCUGGGUACAUUUCUGCACGACUCCUUUGCUUCUUGCAACAGAGAAUCAGAUUUAGAAAGAACUGUGUGUGGACACCAAAGUACAAUGCUCAUGUUAUAUUCAAUGAUAAAAGAGGAUCUUAAUGUACUAUGUGAUAUUUUAGCUCCAUCAUCAGUGGUGCAGUUCGUUAAAGAAACUUACCUGGAUAUGGUUACAGAAGAAAUGACAAAAAUUCUUGAAAAUUUUUGUGAGCUGCAGUUCAAAGAAAAUACUGUUCCUGUAGUUAAAACAAGCAAGAGCUGCAACAAGCAGAGAGGAGCAGUGCAUGCUUUGGUCAGCCCUGAGUGCUCACAGACGGAAAGACUCCCAUCCCUAUCCUUAGAAGAACUCAGAUUCUUAUCACAGUUAACAGAAUCCGUUGUGAAGCUGGAAAACAGCAUUCAGGAGCUGUUUGAAGAAACACUUUCAUUGCUUAAGAUGCCCAGGAGUUCUCCAGCGUGUUACUUUUAUGACAUAGGCUAUAAUUUUUCCAUCUAUAAUGACCUAAGUUUGACACCUGCAUCCCAGGCUACUUUACUAGUGUUUGGCUGGAGAAAUGCAUUUAAAGAAGUACCUCUUGCCAUAGCACACUGCAUAUCUGCAGCCAUUGAAGAUUUUUCCACAAAAGUUCUCCAACAGGAAGAAACUGAAAGGACCUCAUCUGUGAGCUACACUAUAAACCUUGUAAAUGUCCCACAACUUUGGCCAGAAGGUCACAUAUUUCCAGGGGAGGAACAGCCAAAGAGAGUCGCCAAGUUUUGUUCUGACAUCAUGGAAAAGCUUGAUACAAUGCUUCCACUGGCCCUGGCAUGCCGAGAUGAUUCUCCUCAGGAAAUUAGAGGGAACCUGGUAGAGGCCUGCAGUAAAGUGGCAACAGCUGUCCUGGAAAGACUGCAGGAGAGAGGAAAGGAGGUUCCUGCCCGAAUACCACUGAAGAACCUGCACAUCAUCAUGUCCUCAGCAGCAUAUGUCUCUCAGCAGUUCACUCACUAUGAUAAUCUGAUGAAAGAGACAACUAAGAAACCCAUAUUCCUGGUGCUUGUCCAGCGCUAUCAGGAAUUCAUCAACACUGUCCAGUUUCAGGUUACGGACUACUGCGCCAGAGUUUGUGCUAUGAGCAUUUUACAGGAUGCUGAGAGCCACCACUGGGAUGACUACAAAGCUUUUUAUGAGGGGGAAAGAUGUUCCUUCGCCAUCCAGAUGUGGCAUUACUUCAGCUGGGCUCUGCACCAUGAUCUCUGGACCAUACUGCCCCCUAAGCUGGCCCAGGAGAUUCUAGCAGAGGUGCUGGAGAAAUCCUUGGGUCUACUUGCCUCCAGAUAUGCUCGGGCCCAACCCAGUCCUAAGAGAACUGCACAGAUAAGACUUGAUGUCAUGGCAAUUUUAAUAUUCACUGAGAACAUGUUAUGGUCAAUUUGUACUUCUGGACAGGAAAUUUUGCAUCCUCAUAAAUUUAACAACCAUAAAAUUUUUAAAAUUCAUACUCAUUGCAACAAUCUCUUUACAACAUUAGCAAUUUUGACGUCACCAUUAACCGAAUUAUAUAAGACUUUUCAGCAUGGUGUGUAUGAAUCAGCAUCAGAUACCUUAGCUCCAGUGUUUAACCAGCCAUUACACUGGAUUUCAUGCAUGUCACAGUUCUACCCUUCUCUCCUCAGGCCGCCAUCAGUGGGUGGACUGACAGCCCAGGGUCAGUUGAAACUGCUCUUAUCGCAGCCUUGCUGUAAGUGGAACCUACUUCUAGAGACCCUUCUUCACAGUGGUGGCCUCAUACCAAGAAUCUUGUUGAAAAGUUCAAAACAAGCUGCUGGCAUGGAGAGUAAGCAGAGUGCAGGUGGUAGCGUGGUGGGCGCCAUCUUUGAAGUUCUGUACCAUUGUCACUUGUCCCCACAGACAUUUGGAAAUGUUUUUAUGAGUCACAUGGAAGAAGAACAACUAUGGGACUUUUUAUUCAACAUUCCAGUCUCAUCGUUCACAGAGUCCCAGCCAGAAGUCAUCCACUGUCUGAGACUGGCACUGAUGGACUCUGUCAAGAACACUGUGCAACAGAUAAUAUCCAUCAUGAGAUGUCAGAGAAACAGCGAGACAAACCUAAACAAGCCCCGUGUUCCUGAUCAUCUGCUUCAGAGCAUUCCACAAGAAUGGAAUUAUAUUCCAAGAGAUUCCAAAGGGAAAGAGUCAAAUAAAGGCUUCACAGAGCUUGCUGCUCAGGCAGUGUCUAUUGUCCUCAGCAAGUUACCUACAGUGAUUGCAUGCUUGCCUCCCACAAUUAAAUACUUCUUUUUUCUGUCUGAGAAAAAAAUGUCAAAAAAUUUGGCUGAAUUGAAGAAAGCUGGCCUGCUUGUCUGGAACUUGAUUAUAAUUAUAUGUCGGAUAUUUGAGGAUGGGAACACGGUGGAACGUUUAACAGGCUCCUCCCUUGACAGAUGGAGUAAGGAGAAACUGGGUUUAAUUUGCUUGUGUUUGGAAAGCAUCCUGGGAAGGCAAUGCAAUCCUAGUCAGCUGACCCAGAAGGUCAUCCUGAGCAUCGAGCGGCAAAAACCCAACUGGAUGGAGCAACAGCUUCUGAAAGCGAGGACGCUGAGCUUCCAAUGUGCAUUCAUGAGGAUGGAGGAAAACUCAGGCUCAGAAGGGGAAGCUGCUCUUGAACUGACUGAGCAGAAAACAAAUGCGAUGGUCCUGGAUCUCUGCCACAAACCAGGUGGCAGCAAGUACCUGCAGCAAAUUUAUCACAUCAUGCAGCUCAAUGAGGAAUAUUUAAAAGAACAACUGUUCGCUAUGAAUGGCUCAGAAGAAAAGCCAUUACUCAUCAGACCUUUGAAGGUAGCCUUGAGGAAUGAAGAUCAGCCUCCUGCUUUUAACCCUUUUCAUGUGCAUAAGGUGGUCACUGAAAGCAUGCUAGAUCAGGUGGCCACAGUGACAUGGUGCUGGGACUGGUCAAACUUGCUGCCAAAUUACCUAGGACUGAAUAAGAUGACCUUCGGCAUACUACUCAAAAACAGGUGGGAAAUGAGGAAAGAUGAAACACUAGAAGAGAAAGAAAAAAUGAUGCUCGAACAUUUACAACAGAACUGUACCAUACAGGACUUUUCCACAUCAGACAGCACAAAUGAACAGUAAUCUGCAGAAAAACAGCAACAGCUUUAUUUUAGGAAAUUGUCUCACACAAUGAAGGCUUUUCGCCCUCCUCAGGAGGAGGAUAGAGUGCACCCAGUAGUGUCUGUACUGAAAGAAUAAAGAAUAAGAGGCUCCACAUUUCUUAAAAAAAAACUCAAAUUGGUUUUUUUUUCCCACAGUCUUUCUCCUUAUAUGAUAAAAUUGCUGCCAUCUCGUGUUCCCUUUGAAUUGUUUUUUUUUUCUUUUAGUACAGAAGUAUCUAUGACAACAGGCAAAAUGUUUGGAAGUAUUUUCCUAGGGAUUUCUUACAUAAUAUUUGGAUGUUGAGUUGAUUGGAAUCCCCCUGAAAGUCAUCUGAAAAUUACAAUUUAAUUUUGUAGUUGUAGCCCAAAUCUGGAUUUUAAUUGCCUUUAAUGUUCAUGACUGAGCCAGUCCCCACUUACCAUAUAGCCUUGUCUUCACCCAUGCUAAAUCAUAGCACUAAAAAGCACUGUCUACCACUGUUAGCAUCGGUCACAUGCCUGUUUGUGAUGGCUGUUGCCUUCCUCCUAAAUCUCACUCCGUCCUUAUGCUUCCACAUCCUAGGCCAAGUGGCUCUCAUUCAGGCAACUCCUGGCAUCCUUUUGGCUCAACCAAAAAAAAAUGGUAUUUUCUCCAACCAAAAACCAUUUUUCUUUCAAAAUUACAUUCAAAAGUUAUCCUUCUCUAUCCCUCAUUAUCUACAAUGUCUGUUAAUUUUAUUAUUUCCACUGUGUGUGUACACGUACACACACAUACAUACAUACUACAGAGAGAGAGAGAGAGAGAGAGAGAGAGAGAGAGAGAGAGAGAGAGAGAGGAUGUGAUGGGGAUGUGCUGACAAGUACGAUUACAUGUAUUUAGUAUGUCCUUCCUAUCAGUGCCUGAUAUUGCUUUAUAAAGAACCCAGAGGCAUUAAAAAUAAUCUGAAGGAUUCCUUUACGAAACCGAAUGUGGUACUAUAGGAUCAUUCAGUGUGUGAGCAGUUAAUAAACAUACUGAUUAAGGAGCCACCAUUGAAAGAACUGUAGACAAAAUGCCUUGAGGACAAAUGAGAGAAGCCCCACUGUGGAUCAUAGACCAUCUGGCAUCGAACAUAAUGGCUUCUGAUGUUCUCAUAAACUUAAU
Molecule: messenger RNA, 5180 nt
Organism: Mus pahari (shrew mouse)
Lineage: Eukaryota; Metazoa; Chordata; Mammalia; Rodentia; Muridae
Product: KIAA0825 ortholog
Exons: 21
Coding region: 243-4037 (1264 amino acids)
Source: RefSeq, a predicted model, not a curated record